Molecule: messenger RNA, 1893 nt
Organism: Cottoperca gobio
Lineage: Eukaryota; Metazoa; Chordata; Actinopteri; Perciformes; Bovichtidae
Gene: dipk1ab
Product: divergent protein kinase domain 1Ab
Exons: 5
Coding region: 221-1504 (427 amino acids)
Source: RefSeq, a predicted model, not a curated record
AGUCCAAUGUGAGCCUCACUUCGCUGCAGUCGACGGCACAGCUCAGUAUGCCGCGUCGCCGCAGCCGAACGCACAUUCACGCUGCUGCAGCCGACAUAAUUUGUAAUGUUUUAUAUUUGGAAAAUGUGCAGGGAUAUUCCAGUAGGCGUUGCCUGAUACCGUGGGGAAGUGUGCGCCGAAUGUUCUUCCUGCAGCUCUGGUGAGAUGCUCUGCAUUUGCCAUGGCAAGAGGUCUGUUUCCAUGGGGGUUCUUCACAAAGCCUCUGUACAUCCAGGCCAAAUUUUCCUACCUUCAUAUGAAGUACCUGUUCUUUUCCUGGCUGGCAGUGUUUGUGGGGAGCUGGAUUGUGUAUGUCGAGUACUCGUCCUACACAGAGCUGUGUCGUGGACAUGACUGCAAAAAUUCAAUAUGUGACAAAUACAAGAAAGGAGUCAUUGACGGCUCGGCCUGCAGCAGCUUAUGUGAGAAAGACACGCUUUACUUGGGGAAGUGCCUUACUGUCAAGCCCAAAAGCCAGGUGUACUCUGGGACCUGGGGGGACCUGGAGGGAGUCAUUAAGUGCCAGAUGCAGGAAGCUCCUCAUGAUUUGGGAAAUGAGAUGGAGCCCCGAAAAGAGGCAGUGGCCUUCAACAAGCCCACCAAGGGGACUUCUGUGGAAAAGUUCAGAGAGAUGAUCAUCAACCACCUUAAGGCUAAAGUGGGGGAUCAGGCAAACCUUGCAGACCUGGCGACCCAGGUACUGUCCAUAACAGAUGCCAACAAAGACGGUCACAUCUCUCUGCCCGAGGCUCGCUCCACGUGGGCUCUGUUGCAGCUCAAUGAAUUCCUGUUAGCAUUAGUCCUGCAGGACAGAGAGCACACGCCCAAGUUACUGGGCUUCUGUGGAGACCUGUAUGUGAUGGAGAAGGUGCCAUAUUCUCCCCUGUACGGGAUCAGUCUGCCCUGGAUCAUCGAGGUGUGGAUUCCUGCCGGUCUGCGCCGCAGCAUGGACCAAUGGUUCACCCCCUCUUGGCCACACAAGGCCAAGAUCUCCAUCGGACUGCUGGAACUGGUCGAGGACGUUUUCCACGGCACAUUUGGCAGCUUCCUCAUGUGCGAUGUGAGCGCCACAAGUUUUGGCUACAACGACCGUCACGACCUGAAGGUGAUGGACGCGCGGUACAUUGUUCCUGAAGCCAUCUUCCAAGAAACCAUGAGGCAGCAACGCUGCGAUGUGGACGAGGAUUGUCUCUACGGGGUAGACUGCCUCACUUCCUGUGACCUCACCAAGCACCGCUGCACACCCGAGGUGACCAGGCCAAACUUAGCCAAAGCCUGCGAGGCACUCAAGGACUACACUCUGAUAGGGGCCCCGUCUGAUGUCAGGGAGGAGCUGGAGAAGCAGCUGUACGCUUGCAUCGCACUGAAAGGUUCCGCAGAACAGAUGGAAAUUGAGCACUCUCUAAUUCUGAAUAAUCUCAAGACUCUGCUAUGGAAGAAAAUAUCUCAUACAAAAGACUCCUAAUAAGUGUUUAGAGGCACAAAGACCAAUUCUCUUUUUAAAUAUUGGACAGUGUUUCCACUGUGCAAACAGAAGUAUAUGAUUCACCUUAUAUUUAUCUUGACAUGUGUACCCGUUUUAUCCUGAAGUUGUCAAGGAAUGUCCCUUUCAUAUGAAAUCAUACAAGUAAACUUUGUUAAUAUACUGGUGCAAAAUGAGCACAUGCAAUGCAGAAACUGACAGUGGGAAAUCAAUAAAAUGGAUUUAACUGCAGACGCCUGAACAGGGAGUGCUUGUUUAACCCUCUGUGUUGUCUAGUACUUGUUGAGCACUUUAAACAUUUUGAGAACUUUACACUUUGGUCUAGAAGGUAUAUUGGUUUGUAGAAAUGAUCAUUGCAUAUCGAACUAUGG